AUGAGUCCUCCAAAGAUACACAAUUUCAUCCAAAUCUGGAGCAAGAAGACGGGGACAAUCACGUGGAAAGAAACGUUCGUUGAAACGCCGGAAGGAGAAAAAGAGAGGAGGCUGGUGGUCACGUUCAGAUCUGGAGAGCACGUGAGGACUUUUCACCUGGGCGGUGACAUUUCCAGUGUCCUCACUGGACGUGGCAGAGAAAGGCGGAGCUGCCUCUGUCUGACUCUGCAGGACAGCUCCUCCUUACUCAUCGGCAGGCCGUCCUGCAUCGGGCUGGGACAGAAGGCACAGCUGGCGGCUGGCCACGAGCCACCGUACGGGUCCUGCAGCACCCAGAUUGGAAGCCGGGCGCUUCCUUCCCGGAAGACGCCCUCGCCUGUGUGGAGGCCACCAGCUCUUGGUAAGAAAGUGUUGCCAUCUGGUCUAGAGGUGAAGGAGGAGGAGGAGGAGGAGGAGGACGACCUCGUGCCCACCAAGAAACGUUGGUUGGCGUUUCCCCUGGAAGCGGAGCAGAGCCAGCACAGCCGUGUCGCCCAGGCGGCCCUGGAGGCUCCCGCGGAGCAGCGGUGGCGCGGCUUCCCCAACCUGGGCAACACCUGCUACACGAACGCCGAGCUGCAGGCGCUGUUCGCCAUCCCCUCCUUCGCAGACGGCUUGCUCUCGCAGGGUGUCCCCUGGGAGAGGAUCCCCGCGGGCGCGCUCCUCACGCCCAUGAGCCUGCUGCUCCUUCUGAAAGAUGUCUGUCAGGUGGAGGCCAAGGAGGAGCUGCUGGCCGGCAUCAAAGGUGCGGUGUCCGCGGUGGCCGAGGCCUUUGUUGGAAACCAGCAGAACGACGCACACGAGUUCUUAGGCCAGUGUUUACACCAGCUGAAAGACAAGUUUGCGAAGCUGAACACCACCUGGAACACGCAGGGCGGGAAUCCACCGCCCCAGGGCGGCGGGGGCCAGGCGGCCACCGGGGCCUUCGCCUGUCCGGUCGAGGCUAACUUCGAGUUUGAGAUGCAGAUCUCCAUGACGUGCAAGGUGUGUGGCUGGGCGGUCAUCAGGACAGAGCCCAGCAACCAUCUCUCCCUCGACCUGCAGCAGGGCCCGAAGCAGGGCACAGAGGCUCCGCCUCUGUCCGUUCAGAGCGCGUUUGACCUCUUCUUCGCAGCAGAGGAGCUUGAGUACAGCUGCGAGAGGUGCUGCCAGGGGAGCGCCAUGCUGUGGUGCAGGUUCCGCAGGCUCCCCCCGGUCCUCAUCGUCCACCUCAAACGCUACAGCUUCACCCAGGCCUGGCUGCUGGUGAAGAGCGACCGGCAAGUGGGCAUUUCCAAGUACUUGAUGCUGUCCUCACAGUGCGACGCGGACACUGCCCCACCACGCCCCCUGGCCCGGAGUGCACAGGUGACCUCUGAGCCCACCAGCCCACCCUCAGCAUCAGUGCCGCCGGGCUCGGAGUCCCCUGACUCCUUGGUUCCACUCUGUGGGCCAGACAGGGACGCUGGGCCACAAGAAUUCCAGAGGAUAGGAGAACCUGUCAGCACCCCAGACUCAGCGCCUUCUGACGUCCGUCUUCAAGAGGUGCCUGAAAAUCCAGAACCUCAGAAAACCGACCCAGAGGGUAUCCAGGGACGCCGCAGGGCCUACAGGCUGGUCAGCAUGGUCAGCCAUGUUGGGCGCUCCCACCGCUCAGGCCACUACGUCAGUGACGUGUACGACUUUGAGAAGCAGGCCUGGUUCAUGUACAACGACCUGAGGGUGUUGGAAAUCCCAGAGGCUGUGAUGCAGGAGCUGAGAACUCACACCGGGUACAUAUUCUUUUACAUGCACAGUGAGAUUUUUGAGGCACUGUUGGAAAAGGUGGUGAGUUCCCAGGAACUUAGCGCACAGGCAGAGGUGAUCCCUUGGGGUGACCUAGAGGUGACCUUGGGGUGA
Molecule: messenger RNA, 1917 nt
Organism: Sciurus carolinensis (gray squirrel)
Lineage: Eukaryota; Metazoa; Chordata; Mammalia; Rodentia; Sciuridae
Product: ubiquitin carboxyl-terminal hydrolase 29-like
Exons: 5
Coding region: 1-1917 (638 amino acids)
Biological process (GO): G1/S transition of mitotic cell cycle; protein deubiquitination
Cellular component (GO): cytosol; nucleus
Molecular function (GO): cysteine-type deubiquitinase activity; cysteine-type endopeptidase activity
Source: RefSeq, a predicted model, not a curated record